AUGUCUCGGUGGGUGGAUCACGUGGGCUCCUCUUCGUUAUUCUGGGCUCACAUGCUGGGCACCCUGGGAUCCCUGUGUAGUAGGGUGGUGGUUGAUUUGGCUAUUUGGUCGGUAGCUUUCGGUGAGGUGGAGGAUACGUGCCUGUGUGGCCAGUCCCCCGGUCUCAUCUCCCUAUCAACUCGCUUUGGUGUGCGGGCUGUGUACGCCCGAGAAUCUACGGUUAACAGUCGCCUGUUGGUCUUCUAUGCCACGCCACAAACUUCACCCAGGUUUUUGUUUCAAAUAUCUGCUGUUGUUGACUCUCUGGCUGUCGGUGUCGGUAUAGGUAGCACUUUCCGGCCAUGUCUUUUCAACCAAUGGCGAGAUGGCCGAGCGGUCUAA
Messenger RNA from Aspergillus terreus NIH2624, 381 nucleotides. RefSeq lists its product as uncharacterized. The transcript has 3 exons. The record is from RefSeq and is a predicted model, not a curated record. Lineage: Eukaryota; Fungi; Ascomycota; Eurotiomycetes; Eurotiales; Aspergillaceae. Bases 1 to 381 code for a protein of 126 amino acids.